UCACCACAGGCAGUUGGAACAGAGGAACAUUUCAAUUUGACAAAUAUCGAGGGACAUUGUUGCCAGGUCUAAAGGAUAGAGAUUUAGACAAAAGAGAGACAACAGGAAUCAAUUGUUGAUUCAACAGAUUUCCAGUUUCAACAAGCUCUUAAUCCUCAAUCAUGUUGUUGGUCUGCCUUCUUGUCCUUGGCUUAACUGCCAGCUCUCCGUGUGUUGCUGCCCCACCAAGGGACUAUGUUUCUGAUCAGCGGGCAGUUUUCACUGGGUCCACCAGAAACAAGCUGCUGCUAAUCUCCUUCGAUGGCUUCCGCUACGACUAUGACCGCAUCACUGAAACCCCUAACCUGGACAAGAUGGCACAAGACGGGGUGAAGGCAGCCUAUGUUACUCCAGCCUUCAUCACAAUAACCUCACCUUCACACUUCACAAUGCUGACAGGACGUCACAUUGAGAAUCAUGGAGUUAUCCACAACAUUUGGUUCGACACUGCCACUCAGCAGAAGAAGCAGUACUACGAGGCUCAGUUUGUUGAUUCCUACUGGGACAAUGGCAGUCUACCCAUCUGGAUAACAGCACAGAGACAGGGACUAAAAGCAGGCUCACUGCAUUUCCCUGGCACAGCAGCCACCUACAAAGGAGAGACUGUGAGCAUGAGGGAGGUAGAACCUCCUUUCUAUGAUUACUCGAAUGAGACCAACUGGAGGCUGAAUGUUGACAAGGUGAUUGGAGAGUGGUUCCAUCAACAAGACCUGGACUUUGUCUCUUUGUACUUCGGAGAACCAGAUUUGGCUGGGCACUCAUAUGGACCAGAUUCACCAGAAGUGCGGGAGAUGGUCCGGCAAGUAGAUCGUACUAUAGGUUACAUUCGCGGCAAGAUCCAAGACCAUGGCCUUACUGACCGGCUCAACAUUAUCAUCACCUCUGACCAUGGUAUGAAUACAAUCCUAAAGGGUGGAAUAGUUGAGAAGAUUAUCCUCUCAAAGAUCCCUGGCUUCAGCUUCAGAGAUAUCCAGUUCCAACUGUUGGAUUAUGGUCCUGUUGGGAUGCUGCUCCCUAAAGAGGGGAAGCUGGAGAAGGUAUACCAAGCUCUGAAAGGAAGCCACCCUAACCUUCAUGUGUAUAAGAAAGAGGAUGUACCAGCUAGGCUGCACUACAGUAAUCAUCCUCUUCUCCUGCCCAUCAUCCUUAUUGCUGACCCUGGAUACGUUGUUAAUGGGUUAUUACCUUUGCACAACAACAAAGGAGACCAUGGCUUUGAUAAUGAAGCCAUGGAUAUGAAAUCCUUCUUCAGGGCAGUGGGGCCUGACUUACAGAAAAACCUGUUGGUACAUCCCUUUGACAUGGUUGAUGUGUACCCACUGAUGUGCAAUCUACUGGGAAUCGACCCAGAGGUCAACGAUGGACACUUGGACAAUACCAAACACAUGCUCUUUCCCAAGAAAGACACAGGAGACAAAGUUUUUCCAGAGAGGAACAGUCAAAAGGAGGUGAUGACUGGCUUUUCAGCAGCGAUUGGAUGUCUUGCACUUGUGUUCAUCAUCUCUACAUCUUAUUACAUGUGGAAAAGGAAUAAAGCAUAAUGAAUUUUGAAAGUGAUCUUGAGGCGUUAAAGUCCUGUAGAUGAAGAGCAAACAUCCCUGGUUUGUGUAACAAUGUGUUUAAUGCUUGGGUGAUGAGUGCAUUGAUUGAUAUUUCAAUAAAAAUUCUGAGCACCAACCCAGAGAAUUUAAAGCAGCUGAUAAUUUUCUAUUGUUCGGUGUAGCUCAGCUGAUUCUGGGUUGGUGCAGCUACAAAGAAUUCAGUUUAAUAUUCAGUGCAUUAAGCUUUAUAUAUAGAAUGGAAGACAAAUGGCUUUACUUACUGACUGAGGGUCCAUGUUGUAAAGCAUGGAGGUGUUUACGUCGGAUUAAUAAAGUGUUUUUUAGUGUUAAUGGUGUUUGCUGCAGUAACUUUGGUCAUAUCUAUUAUAAUCUUUCUUUCUCUUUCUGCAACAGAGACACACACUGCUGUACACACAGUUACACACAGGCUGAGUAUCUGAUCAGUUAAACCUGAUGGGGGAUCCCUAAGUACAUUAUCAGAACCUGUUUUUUAUCUGCUAGAAGUAAAAGUUUAAGUGUCUUUUACUCAGAACCUUACUCUGCUUAUAAAAUGUUUUAUAGCUUAAAAAUGCUCUUAAAUAUCAGAGCAGCAGAGAUCUUCUACAGCAGAGAUCUGUAGAAAUAUCAGCAGAGAUCUUCUAUAAAGCCCACGGCGUGGGCUUUAUAGAUAAUUGGCUAACUUUUUUGAGAAAACCUGGUCUUGUUAGGAGAGACGGCGUUCAUCCCACUUGGGAUGGAGCAGCUCUCUUAUCUAGGAAUAUUACUAAGUCUAUAACAUGACAACCCAUAGUUGGGACCAGGAAGCAGAGCUGCAGUGCUAAACACUUCUCUGCGCUCCCUCUGGAUCAGUCACAAAACCCCAUAGAGAUUGUGUCUGUUCACCGUCCGAUUAAAUUAUUGAAAUUAAACAAUAAUAGAGCGAGAACUCCACACAAAAAUUUAAUACAAAUUAAAACAACCUCUGAAACAAUACAGGAAACCCAGACUUUUAAAUGUGGUCUUUUAAACAUUAGAUCACUGGAAAAAAAGGCUCUUUUAGUUAAUGAAAUAGUCUCUGAUUACAACAUAGAUUUAUUGUCCCUCACUGAGACGUGGCUGCAUCCUGAUGAUUAUGUCAGUCUAAAUGAAUCUACUCCCCCCAGUCAUAUCAAUUCACAGGUUCCUAGAGAAAUUGGGCGAGGAGGUGGAGUUGCUGCUAUUUUUAACUCCAGUCUAUCAAUUAAUCCUAAACCUAAACUCAGCUACAAGUCAUUUGAAUGUCUGGUUCUUAGUCUUCCACGCCAAUCCAGGAACCACCAACAGCCAAUCAUAUUUGCCGUAGUUUACCGUGCUCCCAGGGCUUAUACUGAAUUUUUAAAGGAAUUCCCUGAGUUUUUAUCAAACUUAGUCCUAAAGACCGAUAAAAUUAUUAUUGUUGGUGACUUUAAUAUUCAUGUUGAUAAUAAUAAAGAUUGCCUUAGCGUAGCAUUUAUUUCAAUACUAGACUCUAUUGGUUUCAGUCAGUGUGUGCACAAACCUACUCAUUGUGGUAACCACACACUUGACCUUGUAUUAUCGUACGGUGUCGCAAUUGAAAAUUUAACAGUACUUCCGCGCAAUCCAGUUCUAUCAGACCAUAAUUUAAUAACCUUUGAUUUUUCAAUAACUGAAUAUAUGCCACUAAUAAAAAAUUCAUUUUCUAGAUGUCUACCUGAUAGUGCUGUAGCUAAAUUUAAGGAAAUAAUCCCGGUUACAUUUAAACCCGUAUUAGCAGUAGAUAUAAACAACAAAUUCUUUAAAACCCUGAGCUCCAUUGAGAUCGACCACCUCGUCGAUAGCUCUGCAGACUCAUUACGAUUAACAUUAGACUCAAUAGCGCCUCUAAAAAAGAAAAAUGUCAAACAUAGUAAAUUAGCUCCGUGGUAUAAUUCCCAGACAAAUGAGUUAAAACAAUUAUCAAGAAAACUAGAAAGGAAGUGGCGCUCCAGCAACAAUGUUGAAAACCUCAUAGACUGGAAGAAUAGUGUUAAAGAAUAUAAAAAGGCUCUCCACAAAGUAAGAGCCGCCUACUAUUCAAAACUAAUAGAAGAGAAUAAAAAUAACCCCAGGUUUCUCUUCUGCACUGUAGCCAGGCUGACAGAGAGUCACACCUCCACCGAACCCAGUAUUCCUCCAUCCCUAAAUAGCAAUAUCUUUAUGACCUUUUUUAAUGAUAAAAUUCAAACUAUUAGAAAUAAAAUCAACCAUCUCCUGCCCUCAAUUGGCACUAAUACCCUCCCAACAACAGAGAUCUCAGAAACGGCUGAGAAUCCUACCCAUUACUUAGACAGCUUCUCUCUGAUCACCCGUGAUCAGUUUACCAAAUUAAUCUCAGGUUCUAAACCAACAACCUGUAUCUUAGAUCCCAUUCCUACCAACUUACUUAAAUACAUUCUGCCCCUAAUUGAUAGUUCGUUACUUAACAUUAUCAAUCUGUCAUUAUCAUCAGGUUAUGUACCACAGUCUUUUAAAAUAGCUGUCAUCAAACCCCUACUCAAAAAACCCACCCUAGACCCAGAGGUUUUAGCCAAUUACAGACCAAUAUCUAACCUCUCCUUCAUUUCUAAAAUCUUAGAAAAAGUGGUAGCCAAUCAGCUGUGUGAGUUUCUCCAGGAAAAUAAUAUAUAUGAAGACUUUCAAUCGGGGUUUAGAGCCAAUCACAGUACAGAGACAGCCUUGGCAAAAGUCACUAAUGACCUUUUAAUAGCCUCAGAUCAGGGACUUGUGUCUGUCCUCGUUCUGUUAGAUCUCAGUGCAGCAUUCGACACAAUUGACCAUCAAAUUUUAUUACAAAGACUAAAACAGUUAAUUAACAUUAAUGGAACCGCCCUUAACUGGUUUAAAUCGUAUUUUUCUGAUCGCUCCCAAUUUGUGCAAAUUAAUGAUGAGUCAUCUGUGCGCACCAAAGUUAAUCAUGGUGUUCCACAGGGCUCUGUGCUCGGCCCAAUUUUAUUCUCAUUAUAUAUGCUUCCACUAGGAAACAUUAUCAGGACACACUCGGUAAAUUUCCACUGCUAUGCGGAUGACACCCAGUUAUAUUUGUCAAUAAAACCUGAACAAAGUAAUCAAUUAACUAAACUUCGAACAUGUCUCAAGGACAUAAAAACCUGGAUGACCCGCAAUUUUCUCUUAUUAAACUCAGACAAAACAGAGGUUAUAAUACUUGGCCCCAAACACCUUAUAGAUGCAUUAUCUAAUGAUAUAGCUGCGCUAGACGACAUUGCCCUUGCUUCCAAUGAAACAGUCAGGAACUUGGGAGUGAUCUUCGAUCCUGAUUUAUCCUUUAAUAGUCACUUAAAACAAAUUUCUAGGACCGCUUUUUUCCACUUGCGUAAUAUUUCAAAAAUUAGACAUGUCCUUUCACAAAAAGAUGCAGAAAAACUAGUCCACGCCUUUGUUACAUCGAGACUGGACUAUUGUAAUUCAUUAUUAUCAGGCUCCAGCAGGAAGUCGUUAAAGACUCUACAGCUUGUCCAAAAUGCUGCAGCACGUGUCCUGACGAGAACAAAGAGAAGAGAGCACAUUUCUCCAAUAUUAGCAUCGCUACACUGGCUUCCAGUUAAAUCUAGAAUAGAAUUUAAAAUUCUCCUCCUCACCUUCAAGGCCCUUAAUAAUAUAGCGCCUUUAUACCUUAAAGAGCUGUUAAUACCUUAUAAACCCACUAGAGCACUCCGCUCCCAGAAUUCAAGCCUACUUGUCGUCCCUAAAUUCUCUAAAAGUAGAGUAGGAGCCAGAGCUUUUAGCCAUCAAGCCCCUCGGCUGUGGAAUAAUCUACCACUUUCAGUUCGGGAGGCAGUCACCAUCUGUUCGUUUAAAAGUAGGCUCAAAACCUUCCUUUUUGAUAAAGCUUAUAGUUAGAGCUAAUUAGUGCGCCAGAACGUUACUUGUUCUAUUUUAUGACACAUGACACACGGAGCUUCUCUUUCCAGCUUCUCCUUCCUCUUCUCCAUCCCUAUCCCCCUUCCCCGGAAUCCCUUUGCUUUAUCACCCGCAGAUCCAGGGCCUCUGUGGCCGCACCAUGGAUUACGGUUUGUGGAUCGCGCACCGGGGGUCGCGGUGUUGGAUCCAGUGUGGCGGAUUCUGAGUCAUGUGGGCUGAUCGUGGUGCUGGUGGCGGACCCUGUGUCGCGUUGGCAUUGGGCACGGGCGGUGGACCAGGACCGCAGUGGUGGCUUGUGAUGGGUCCUCCUGGUGGGCGGCGGUGGACGGUGACUGAGGACUGAAGUGGCGUCUGGUCUGGAUGGUGGAUCGUGGUCUAGAUGGUUGCUGAGCAUGGACUGUGCUUCAUCAAUGCUGCUAGAGACUUUGAUUAUUGAUGAUGUUCUCCUGCACGUGGCAUCUAUUGCACUUCUGUCCGUCCUGGGAGAGGGAUCCCUCACAUGUGGCUCUCUCUGAGGUUUCUACAUAUUUUUACCCUGUUAAAAGGGUUUUUUGUAGUUUUUCCUUACUCUUGCUGAGGGUUAAGGGCAGAGGAUGUCACACCCUGUUAAAGCCCUAUGAGAUGAAUUGUAAUUUGUGAAUAUGGGCUAUACAAAUAAAAUUUGAUUGAUUGAUUGAUUGAUUCUCCUAUAACUACAACUACUACUACAACUUAUAAUAAUAAUAAUAAUAACAACAAUGAAGCAGAAGGGUAUAAUUAAAGAAAGAAUAGUUUCAGUUAAGCCAUGAUAAGGUAAUCCUUUAGUAGUUGCACUCCAGGUAAUUUAGCUGUACAGCAGCAAAAGGAUCUUAUAAAAGAAAAAGAAAAACAUAAAUACAUAAUAAAUAAAAUAAACAUGCGAUACAAUCUAAACAAAAUAAUUCCUGUUGCCACCAGGGGGCGCUGUGAUUUUCAGUCACGAUUUUUGUGUAGAUGUCAUCAGGUCGCGACUAUUGUCUUACAUGUCUAGAUGGAGUUUAAUUAAACUUUGAUGCCACGCCACGGUCACAUGGUAUGACGAAACGUUGAAAUCCGAGCAAGUUUAGAUCUCCAUCUUGUUGUGAUGACACUCAACUAAAAUUUAAGUUGAUCUAAUGAAAGCCCUUCGAUAAAGUAUGUCAAAGUGAAAAUGCGGAAUAUGGCCAAAAUUCCUGUUGCGUUUUUCAUGAUGCUCCUUGAGGUUUUUUCUAUGAUUGGUCACGAUACACCUUUGCCCCGAUUUUGGUGAAAAUUGGUUAUGUGUUUCAGGUUGGGCUGUUGAGCCUUUUUGCAUCGAUUAUUUCAAAAUACUUCAAAUUUUCAAAGAUUUUGAGCAUGUGAAGCCCUCAAAAAGCCAAUUCACCACGCUUAGAAUAAUCCUUACAAGUUCAAUAGGGCCUCUCACCAUUCGGUGCUGGGGCCCUAAAAGGAAUAAUCCUUUAAAUUUCAAUAGGGCCUCACACCCUUCGGUGCUCGGGCCCAAACAAGAUCGUAAAUGAAACCCCAGUAUCAUAGAAACAAAAAAAUAAUAUACAUAUAUAUACACAUACUUAAAUUCAAAUGCAUAUUGUCCUUUCGAAUUACAGAAUAGAACCAGCUAUAAAAUACAAUUUCUAAAAUUGCUAGGACUGCAAAGUAGCACUGGGCGGGCCCGAGCACAUGCAUUUUGAAACGUUGCAUGCGUUUUGCCUGAAAAAAAUAAAUAAUGACUGAGGAAAUAUUGAUACAUAGAACUGUUCAGGCUUGGACUCUGAUCAUGAGACAGAAGUUUGGUGGUGAUAGGACAAUGUAGUGGAGUUAUGAACAUCGUCUCCUUUGGCGAAUGAUGAACCUUCGCCGCACCUCAAUGUUUCAAUGUUUACACGGUUUGAGAAUUGUACCAAUACUGAGAGAGAGAGAGAGAGAGAGAGAUGUCACCUUUGCAAGAAUUAAUUAAAGAUGGUCUUUUUUGA
Molecule: messenger RNA, 7468 nt
Organism: Platichthys flesus (European flounder)
Lineage: Eukaryota; Metazoa; Chordata; Actinopteri; Pleuronectiformes; Pleuronectidae
Product: ectonucleotide pyrophosphatase/phosphodiesterase family member 7-like
Exons: 5
Coding region: 162-1580 (472 amino acids)
Source: RefSeq, a predicted model, not a curated record